CAUGUGUAAUCGCAUUCCGGAGACUUCACAGCAGAGACCAAAACACAUGAGAAUAAUAUAACUCGUCUACAGCGGCAGUACGUGACAACUGUGGUUAUUUUGUCAUCAGCAGAGAUUCUUCAUUUUGGGCAGCCUGUUUCAGCCACAGCCAUGGUGUGCAUUCCCUGUAUUGUGAUUCCUGUCCUGUUGUGGGUCUACAAGAGGUUCCUGGAGCCUUUCCUCUAUCCUUUUAUUUCACCGAUUAUUAAUACAUUCUGGACCAAAAAGGCGGUUCAGGAGACUGGCGCUACUGACAAAAAAGUUAGCGAAAAGAGUAAUGGGACUUGCAUGCCUGAAAGCAACGGUGAUACCACUGCCAAUGGAUCCCUUAUAGCAGCAGAUAAGAAGACAGAUUGACGGCUAUACAUGUUCAUAAUGCAUCUAAAGCAGUGUAAAUAUUACAGUACGUUAAUAUAAAAUAGAGAAACUAUUAAUUAACUUAUCAUUUCUUCUUUGAAUGGAGUGGUUUUUGAUUACCUUCCAUAGUGUACGUACCUUGCUUUUACUUUUUUUUUUCCAUAUGUUUUACAAUAACUUUAAGAAAUUGGUCAUUGUUAAUAUAUUCCUUGUUAAUCAUAAAUUGAUAUAUGCAUUUACUGUGUCGAAUAUUCACUCUCAAUGGAAUAGUUUUGUAAAAACAAACUUGCAGUUUAAUGAAUGAAUAAAAGAAAGCCUUCAAAUCAAAAAAGUGGCUGCUUUAUUGCUCCCAUACGAAGAUUGGCUUCCACUUUAACUAGCUUGCUCACUUCAUAUUGUAAAGUCAUUAAGGGUUCAAUUUUGUUUGUAUUUUAGAGAUAUUUUAAAUGUAACUAACAGCAAUAUCAUACCUGUGGAAAAAUGGUUUGAGAUUUGUAAUGACAAAUAGUGAAAAAACUAGAUUUUAGCAGUUUCAUGACAAUUUUAAAAUGAGUAAAAGAUUUUUUAGAUAAAACUGGAAGUAGAUAAAAAUUAAUAGUUCAGCCCAGGCAUGCACACAUACAUACAUACAUACAUACUGUAUACAUGCCAAUUGUGUACAUAAAAUAUGCUUCUUUUCCUUGGUUAUCAUGAAUUUAUACAUACAACAUGUACUUGUAUACCUGUAUGUAUUUACUCUUAGUGGAAUAGUUUUCCUC
This is a messenger RNA of Perca fluviatilis (European perch), 1154 nucleotides long. It is a transcript of the gene c21h18orf32, whose product is annotated as UPF0729 protein C18orf32 homolog. Gene Ontology annotation, biological process: positive regulation of canonical NF-kappaB signal transduction. The coding region runs from base 151 to 396 and encodes 81 amino acids. The transcript is spliced from 3 exons. Lineage: Eukaryota; Metazoa; Chordata; Actinopteri; Perciformes; Percidae. The record is from RefSeq and is a predicted model, not a curated record.